GCCACGCGUCCACGUCUUCUCCGUCGGAUGCCUCUCUCAUUUCGCCGACUUCUUCCGCCAGUCAGUUGGGCCUGCUGCCGGUCUUCCGCCGACCCCUAGUGCCUAUAAAAUAAACCCAACCCCUCCGAAUUCGUACCCAGCGUGUCGUCGUACAGCCAUCAUCCUUGGAGCUGGACCUGACUCGCGCCGUCCAUAUCUGCUUCCAAUCUUCCUGCUCUUUUCCCCUCUCUCUUUCGAUUGCGGUCGCUUUCGAUCAAAACCAUCCCUUGAUUCUUCUCUUCUACCCUUAUCAAAUUUACCCGGUGCCUGUGUAUCUUCCUCAGCCGGCCUUGGAACCUUUUUCGGCUCUGUAGAAGCCAGGAGUACGAAGAAGCGUCGCCGGAAGAGAUGGUAGCGAUCGGGCUCGAGGAUGGAGUGCGCAGCGUCGGCUCCGUGGUUGAACAGGAGGAGGACAAGGGGGUGAUUCCCAUGGAGGCCAGUAAGAUCUUGUUCCGCCUGGCCUCCGGAUGGAGCGACGUGGAUGACUCCAGGGCGCUCGAGGUUGCGCCGCUCCAGGGCGCCAUGACCAACGAGGUCUAUCAAAUCAAAUGGCCCUCGCAUGGGCAGCGCCCUCGCAAGGUGCUCGUUCGAAUCUACGGCGAGGGUGUUGACGUCUUCUUCGACCGCGACGAGGAGAUCCGGACCUUCGAGUGCAUAUCCCGGCACGGCCAGGGUCCGCGUCUCCUAGGCCGCUUCACCAACGGCCGCGUCGAGGAGUUCAUCCAUGCCAGGACACUUUCUGCUCUUGACCUCCGUGAUCCAGAAAUAUCUGCCCUCGUAGCAUUAAAACUGAGGGAGUUCCAUGAUCUUAGCAUGCCUGGUCCGAGAAGUAUACAACUUUGGAAAAGAAUGAGAAACUGGCUUAAUGUAGCAAAAAGUUGCUGCCCUGCUGCUGAAGCUGAAGAGUUUUGUUUGGAUGCACUUGAGAAGGAGAUUGCUACUCUCGAGAAUGAAACCAUUGGAGAACAAAGGAUAGGCUUUUGUCAUAAUGAUCUUCAGUAUGGAAACAUUAUGAUUGAUGAAGAUACUGGCGUCGUGACUAUAAUAGACUAUGAGUAUGCCAGUUACAACCCUGUUGCAUUUGAUAUUGCCAAUCAUUUCUGCGAGAUGGCUGCUAAUUACCACACUGAAAUGCCUCAUUUAUUGGACUACGCAAAAUAUCCAGAUUUCAAAGAAAGGAAAAGAUUUGUAGAGAUAUAUCUUGGUGCUUCAGGUGAGAAAGCAGAAGACGCGGAAGUCGAGAAUCUGCUCCUCCUCGUCGAGAAGUAUGCUUUGGCAAGCCAUCUUAUAUGGGGUUUAUGGGGAAUAAUCUCGGAAAAGGUAAAUGAUAUAGACUUUGAUUACAUGGACUAUGCAAGACAGAGGUUCCACCAAUUCUGGUCUAGGAAGUCUGCAACCAUGGAUCCCAGCGUCAACCACAAUAGUUUGGUUUUGCAUACUGGACUAAAAGAGAUCUGAAAUCACUAACAGAAUCAAGGGAUUUUGGUACGAGUUGUGCUUGGUUACUUCAACGCUAAAUCAACAAAAGGAAAAAAGAAAACAAAAUCAGAUAAAUAACGCACACGACCAUGCUUUUAUGUAAAUUGAUCCUACCAUCUUGUAUAUGCUCUGUAUUAAUGUACAAAUCUCUUGGGGAUGACAAGCUCCACGUUUACAAUGUUGUAAGUAAAUGGAUCCUGACAUUCGUUUCAGCAAAUGCAAUAUAGUAACUUUAGAACA
Messenger RNA from Zingiber officinale, 1758 nucleotides. Its product is annotated as probable choline kinase 2. Gene Ontology annotation, biological process: phosphatidylcholine biosynthetic process; phosphatidylethanolamine biosynthetic process. The coding region runs from base 388 to 1497 and encodes 369 amino acids. Gene Ontology annotation, cellular component: cytoplasm. Gene Ontology annotation, molecular function: ethanolamine kinase activity; choline kinase activity. NCBI's taxonomy places the organism in Eukaryota, Viridiplantae, Streptophyta, Magnoliopsida, Zingiberales, Zingiberaceae. The transcript is spliced from 7 exons. The record is from RefSeq and is a predicted model, not a curated record.